AUGCGCAACGUCGCGAAAGCUAACCAUGACCAGUUCACCCUGUGGCAUGCUUUCCGUCAGUUUCCAUGGCAGCCCACAGCGAUGGUGGCAUGGGUGACCAGUCUGACUUGCCGCCAUCUGCGGCGGUUUCCAUCUGCAUGCAGCAUCCAACUCAGGCAUUGUGCCUUUGAGCAGAGUCCGCUGGAGCAAAGCCCUCAAACGGCGCGAUCUCGCCUGGCCCAAGCCCGCCUGAGGUUCGUUCUGCGGCACAGCGCAGUGCUCGGGCCGAUGAGCACCUCCAUCGGCCAUGCCGGAUACAUCAUGGGAAUGCUCGAGUACGGGGUCACCGAUAUCUGGUGGCUGCGGGUUUGGGCCAUCUCUGGUUGCGGCAUGGUCGUUCUCUUCCAGCUGCUGCAGCCCCAGUGCCAGUGGCUUUCGGCUGGUUGGUGCUUUGUCUACGUCAUGGUGAACAUUUUUCAGAUGAUGGGGGAAGGCGAGCAGCCGGAUCCCCCCUUGACAGAAGAUGAAGAGAAGCUUUAUGAUUUGCUUCGGAGUCGAAUCAGCGUUCGAGAGUUUGCUGAUCUGGCCUACUACGGCGACUGGACAGUAUUCUAUGCCGGUGACCUGCUAGCUUCCCCGCAGGGAACUGUGGACAACAAGGAGAAGUGUUUGUACCUCAUCGCAGAAGGAAGCUGUGAGGUCUCCGCAGCUGGACGCCGCAUCACCCUGCUGAAGCCGGGAAGUGUUGUCGGGGAAGUCGUCCAUCUGCUGGAUGCACUGAAGCCCACGGGCUCGCAGUUGAGCGACAGCUGCGAUGUGCCCACGCAGGUAUCUGCUCAUGAGAAGGUUCGUUGCCUGGCCUUGCCUGUUGCAGAGGUGCAGACAUUGUGGCGACGGCGACCAGACCUGCACAAGCCCAUCAUCAAGCUUCUCUCUUCGAGCCUCCUUGCAAAGGAGGGCUGCGUCCUGGGAGAGGCUUUGGAAGAUCGCAGGUACAAGGCCGUGCUCGAGGUGGCCUGUCCCAUGGUGAAUCAGCCUGGGGUGGCAGAAGGAGUGGCCGCGUAUCGGCGCAGAAACAGCAUCUCCUCGGACGCUCACAAGCGAUUGCUCGCCGACGUUCCGCAGUGUCCACCCCGUGCCUUUCUCGACACGAAGCCGAGUAAAGAAGGCCGAUUGGUUUAUCGAGGACUUCAGUGGUUCCAGCGCGGAGAAAAUGGAGAGCAAGAGCAUACGUUUGUCCCACAUCUCUCCCCCAAGUGCAGACACCUGCCAGUCAACGCAGCCCGUUGUUGCAUGGCCGUUCUGUCUGGUUCCAGUUCCGGCCCUUCGGCGCCGCAGAAAUCCAUCAAGAGCAUACUCACUGGACAUACACGUGUCACCUUUGCAAAGGGCCGAGGUCAUUCUGGCAACCCAGCUUGA
Messenger RNA from Symbiodinium sp. CCMP2592, 1398 nucleotides. NCBI's taxonomy places the organism in Eukaryota, Dinophyceae, Suessiales, Symbiodiniaceae. The record is from the annotation of a GenBank genome assembly.